Molecule: messenger RNA, 1308 nt
Organism: Alnus glutinosa
Lineage: Eukaryota; Viridiplantae; Streptophyta; Magnoliopsida; Fagales; Betulaceae
Exons: 6
Coding region: 33-995 (320 amino acids)
Source: RefSeq, a predicted model, not a curated record
UGGAAAAUUCAAUCAAACAGUCAACCAAAAAAAUGGAAGCACUCCAUCUCUUGUGCUCUAUCGUCUCCACCACCCUCACAUCCCUCGCUCUCUCGCUCCUCCUCCUCUUCCGCACUCUCCUCCCCCGGAAAAUCUCUUCACGCGCCGUCCCCUCUACCUCCUCCUCCGCCACAAGCACAGAAGCCGUAUCUCUCUAUGAAGGCACGGUCUGGCACGAGCGCCGCCGCCCCGUCCACCACUCCUUCCGGUACUCAGUACGCUACGCGCUUUUUGACCUCGACUGCUCGCCUCACGCGCCUCCUGACCACCUCUCCGCGAACCAAGCUCGCCAAAUUGCCGCGACUACCGGACCCAUUUUGCUCUUGACAAUACCUCCCAGCGUGGGAUAUGAGCAAAACCCAUUGAGCUUGUAUUACUGCUAUGAUGUUGAAGGCUCUACUCAGUGUUUGAAGAAGUGCAUUGCCGAGGUAACAAACACACCAUGGGGUGAACGAGUCUCAUUUGUUUUCAAUCCGAAUACUGAUUUAGUGGCAAAGCCAUUACAUGUCAGUCCCUUUAUGGAUAUGCUUGGGACAUGGAGAAUCAGGGCAAAUGCUCCUGGAGAGAAUCUAUAUGUGGCUAUUUCUGUUCAACACCCCAAGCUUGGUGACUAUUUCACAGCUACCUUGAAAGCAAAAAGAGUGCCCUCAUCAUUAGUAUCUGAUCAUGCUAUGUUCUUCUGGCUGAUGCCUCACAUGGUUGCAGUGUGGAUUUACUGGCAUGCUGUUAAGCUAUGGUGGAAAAAUGUGUCAUUUCUCCAACACCCAAGGUACACUAACCCUGCAUAUAGAGAGGAAGCUGUGAUACGUGAUCAAAAACUUCAACGCUGUCCGAUAAUUGGAUCAGACAAAGACGAAUAUCUGCAAGAUGAAGGAAGUGAUCAAGGAUGCUUGCCUGAUAGAAAUUGCGAGAUUCGUCAGUUCACUUGGAGAGAUGCUAAGUGGCCUUGGUCUUGAAUAUUGAGGAAAGUUGUUUGUUUUGGCAGGUGAUUUAGACGGUAGUUGGACAUAGAGGCAGACCAGCAACAGACAAUAGUAUAUCCUUAGUUUCAACUCGAUCUCAAGCCUAAGAUUCAUCACUAUUCAUGCACGUGGUCGGCGGCUCGUAACUUUUUUCUACAAGUAAUUGAGCACAGUCGUUUAAUUUGAAGCUUCUAAUUAUUAUCUGUGAGAAGAUUAUGAUACGAUUUGCUCAACAAAGAAAAGAUUGUGAUGCGAUUUGCCGGCAAGCAUGUAUUAUAAAUGCAAAGCUGCAAUAUGAUUCGGUAAA